Oncorhynchus kisutch (coho salmon) is the source of this 3243-nucleotide messenger RNA. It is a transcript of the gene trmt61b, whose product is annotated as tRNA methyltransferase 61B. The record is from RefSeq and is a predicted model, not a curated record. Gene Ontology annotation, biological process: tRNA methylation. Bases 649 to 2271 code for a protein of 540 amino acids. Gene Ontology annotation, cellular component: mitochondrion; tRNA (m1A) methyltransferase complex. The transcript has 8 exons. NCBI's taxonomy places the organism in Eukaryota, Metazoa, Chordata, Actinopteri, Salmoniformes, Salmonidae. Gene Ontology annotation, molecular function: tRNA (adenine(58)-N1)-methyltransferase activity.
UUAGUUCAAUUAUUAAACGAGUUCAACUAGAGACAAAUGAAUGUCUCAAAGAAAUGUAUAGGUCUAUCUGUGGCAGUAUUAUAGCUGCCAACUACCGUGCAAAGAGCAACAAAUUAUGCGUGGAUGCCAUAGCAAUUGUUUCUCUUUUGCAUGGUGGCAUGGCAUUACCUUUUUGUUUCUCUUUUGCAUGGUGGCAUGACAUUACCUUUUUAUUUCUCUUUUGCAUGGUGGCAUGGCCUUUUUAUUGUAAACAUUAGCAUCUGAGUACAUCACUUUUUGGAGAGGACGUGCAUUUAUCGCCAGGAAAUAAUUAUUUAAUCAGCACCAUCUAGUGGUAAAUAGAAAGUACGGCAUCCGUGGUCUGUCGCUUUGCAUUGACGUAGAACACAUGCGUUUUCCAGCAUGGCGACAUCCAUAGUGUAAAGCAACGGGAAAGGACCGAAAGCGACCGGACUUUUCAAAUGUGGGUUAUUAUUCUCCAUCAAAGUUCAUUGUGAAAUCGAGUCACUGUCAGCAUCAUAUGUCACUUGUCAAGUGUCACUUAGUGAUUUGAAAAAGCAUUGAACUGAAUGCAACAUGCUGGUGUCAUGAAAACACUGUCUACAUGGUACCAAUUCAGCACACACAGUUUUACUCCACUUCGCACUGAUGUCUGUUGGAUUUCAGUUAGGUGGGUCUCUCUUCACACAAAGACUGGUGCGGAUAUGUGUCACCUGCAUUGGCCAGCAGGGAUACAGGCAGCUCCUAUCCAAAAGUCGACUCCCUACAUGUACACUGUACACAAGGAGCUUUGGGACUGAUCCUAAGGGGGAGAAAGGGGAAAAUGAGAAUGGGAGCAAAACAACAGACAACCUUGACCCCUCACCCCAGACUCUAACCCCUAUGCACACCCAGGGAAGAGGUUUGUUUGGUAAAAGGCGACCACUCUCACCCUUGGAGAGGAUUAGCCGCCUUUUGCCUCAGGACUCACUAGCCCCAGAAUGGUUGGCGCUGAGAGAGGAGGAGAACCCGGAAGUGGAACAGGGGGAACCUGAUGGGGUUGUGGUUCAAAAAGACCACAACACUUCAGCAGCCUCGGUGACUGAGACUAAGACCCACAGCUCACAAGGAGAAGUAGAAAGUGCAGAACCACAGGUGCACAUAGGACAUGACACAGUUAGACCGAGAGAAGAAAAAGAGGGUACUGUCAUUGAUAACACAGUACUAGAGCCAAAUGGUUGCCCGAUUCUCAGAGAGGUAACAAAUUAUUCACAAGAGGAAGGAUAUGUGACUCCUAUGACUCCCACCCUUCUUCCCGGGGAGCAUUUACUCACUUUUGGGGAACUGCUGUUGGCGGAGUACCGGAAGAAGGGCCGCGUGGAGUUUAGGAAGAUGUUUCAGCUGCAGGAUGGGCAACGUCUCCAGAGCAGUUGGGGCACCAUCGGACACAGUGACAUCGUCGGCCGCCACGCAGGAGACUUCAUUCGGACCAUCCACGGGACACCCAUCCUUAUACGGCGGCCCAACCUGGAGGAAUACGUGCUUUAUAUGAAGAGGGGGCCGGCAAUCGCCUAUCCAAAGGAUGCCAGUAUGAUGCUGAUGAUGAUGGACGUCACAGAGGGAGACUGUGUGUUGGAGUCAGGCUCCGGGUCAGGGGCCAUGUCGCUUUUCCUGUCCCGAGCUGUGGGCUCCAAGGGCAGUGUUAUGAGUGUGGAAAUCAGGGAGGACCACCACAGACGAGCCGUGCUCAACUACAACCGCUGGUGUUCCUCCUGGAUCCUGCGGCGAGGAGAGGAAUGGCCCGACAACGUCCAGUUUCAUAACUCUGACCUGCAGGGGGCAUCCUUGCUCAUCGCCGGGCGAGGGUUUCACUCUAUUGCUCUGGAUAUGAUAAACCCUCAAUUGGUUUUGCCCACUGUGACUCCACAUCUCCAUCCUGGAGCAGUUUGUGCUGUCUACCUAGCCAAUAUAACGCAGGUCAUUGAUCUACUGGAGGGCCUCCGAUGCUCUGCCCUCCCCCUGCUGUGUGAACGCAUCAUCGAAGUGCAGCUCAGGGAUUGGCUGUUGGCUCCGGCAAUCCAGAAAGAUGGGCGGUUCUGCCGCAGGAAAGCUCCUCCCUCAGCGAGAAACCAGGAGGAAGGGGAGAAUAACAAGUCGGAUGAAGAAAAAGAAUACUACACAAGCAGUCCGGAACCUGCACCAUAUGGGAGUGUCCCUUACAUUGCUCGACCUCACCCGGAGCAAGCUAGCCACACAGCAUUCCUGGUGAAACUGAGGAAGAGUCAGGGGUAGCUCGCUUCCGAAGACCCAUCAGAGGAGCGAUUUGGUACUGCAGAGGAAAAUGUAGUUGCCCUAUAAUCAGUCUAGAAAUUGAAAUUCAUACUGCUUGACAACAUGCCAAAUAUAAAGACUCAAUAAAACACCAAACUAAGGGGGACAUAAGCCUUUAUUGUCAGUAUCACAGAACAUACCCAAGCCUUCACUCAUGGAUCAAAUGCUGUACAGAUCCUUCCAGCUGAUUUAUAUUUAAGGAAUUAGUCAACAGUUCCCACCCAAUGUGCAAGACCUUGAAGUGCUAUAGCAAAUAAAUAAGUGUUUUGAGGGAUUAAUCAGUUCUGUUAAGAGUGUCCACCUUUAAGGAAUAAUAGCACAGAGGCCCCGAGAGUUUGACUUAAGUCCUUGUACAUAAAAAGUAUACACAGAACAAUGUGAAGCGAAUGUUUUACAUUUCAUGACAUGUGUCAGGACAGUUGAGGGAAAUGUUACAUGCCUUUAUCUAAAGUUAAACCCUGAUCAAAGAAGCCCUGAACCAAUUCCUAACUUGAUAAAUGAGACAAAACUACACUUGAGUUACACAAAUCCUCAAGAUAGGAUUUAUUCCCCUGUGAAUGCUAGUUUCCAUUUAAACCACCUAAUCGAGGUAGAGCAGUAAAUUGGCAUUCUAUAGAUGUUAUGAAAACUAAAUAUAUGCUUCACAGGACUAGGGUUGGGAAAUGUAGUCCUGAGUUGGUUUUUGUAGUACUAUUCUACUCCUCGUUGAUCCAGUCCAUAGACGGGUCGUGUCCUGCUCCACAAUAAGACUCGUUCCCUGACGAAACACAUUCAAAUUGUUAGCUAAGACAUGUGUUGUUAAAGGAGCAAGAUAACUUGUGUCUAACAAAUCGUUGCUGGGUGUUUUACUUCAGAACAUAAGUUAAAACUUGGCUGAUGUCACUCUACAUUGAUUCUAUUUUAAUAUAACUUCAAGCAAGCCUUGCCAAUCAA